Molecule: messenger RNA, 639 nt
Organism: Rotaria sp. Silwood2
Lineage: Eukaryota; Metazoa; Rotifera; Eurotatoria; Philodinida; Philodinidae
Source: the annotation of a GenBank genome assembly
AUGGAUAUGAAAGAUUUUCAACGAGUACAAACUCUUUAUAUGUUACGUCAUUAUCUUGUACCUGAUCAAAGUGAUUCAAGACGUCCAUCAUUACAAGUUCAUAUUUUAUGUGGUGAUGGUCAUUUAUUUACAGCAUUUCGUCAAGAAAUGGCUUCAAAUAAUCUUCUUAUUGAACCUUAUCAAAGAUUUUCAACAAUCUCUGAUCCUUAUUAUAAUGCAUUGAACCAUGGCAAUGCAUUGUUUUUUGAAGCUAUUGGUCAUGAUCUAUUAAAACUUCAUGAUGCUUUAGAUUUACUAGGAGCAAAAAAUAUUUCUGAUGAACAAAGAAUUGCAACAGUUCAAGCACUUCAAUUGACGGCAGUUGAUUUAAAAGAUUGGCUUCACAGUGAAUAUGGUCCUUGUACAUUAAAUCAUUUUAUUGCAAAUAAAGAAAACUUAUCGUUAUCAGUCACUAAUGCAGGUAAUCUAUAUCGAAAAUAUAUUGCACGAGUAAUUAGAAAAGAAUGGAAUCCAUAUCUUGCAGGCUUAUUUAUUUAUUCAUGUCGUCUUCAACUUACAUUAACAAACGGUCGUAAUCUAUGCGAACAGCAACCAGCAGCAGGAGCAGUAGUUCUUGCGAAUGAAGCUGCUGCUCAAUGA